Messenger RNA from Carya illinoinensis, 876 nucleotides. RefSeq names its product putative F-box/LRR-repeat protein 23. Bases 1 to 876 code for a protein of 291 amino acids. The transcript has 2 exons. Gene Ontology annotation, molecular function: protein binding. The record is from RefSeq and is a predicted model, not a curated record. NCBI's taxonomy places the organism in Eukaryota, Viridiplantae, Streptophyta, Magnoliopsida, Fagales, Juglandaceae.
AUGGACUCUCUUCUUCCCCCUCCUCCUCUUCGAUCCGCUGACCAGUACCGGAAUUGGCUGGAUCUUCCCCGGGAGGUGACGGCCUCAAUCCUUAAGAGGCUUGGCGUCAUAGAGAUCCUGACAAGCGCUCAGAAGGUGUGCUUGCUAUGGCGUAGCAUCUGCAAGGACCCCUCCAUGUGGCGCAUGAUCAACACGGGCUACGUCCGGAACCUAUGGAGCAUUCCCUACGACCUUGAGCAGAUGUGUCGCCACGCUGUUGAUCGCAGUUGCAGCCAAUUGGUGGGGAUUAAAGUUGGUUGGUUUUGCAUGGACGGUCUCCUCAAGUACAUCACUGAGAGUUCAAGUAGGCUCAGAUACCUUGAAGUUGCAAGGUGCUCCAUUAUUUCAGAUAAGGAAUGGAGUGAGGCUGUUGCAAAUAUUCCAUUAUUGGAGGAGCUUGAACUUUCAUACUGUUCUUGGAACACUGAAAAAAUUCUGGAAGCUGUGGGCCGAAGUUGUCCCCAUUUGAAAUCACUCAAAUUGAGAAGUGAGGUUUAUUGGAGAGAUCCUUUCAAGGGGUGUGAUCUUUGGGCAGUUGCUAUGGCAGAGAAUAUGCCCGGAUUGGUCAGCCUCCUCCUUGUUGGGAAUAGGCUGACUAAUGAUGGUUUGCAGGCCAUACUUGAUGGUUGUCCUCACGUUCAAUCACUGGAACUUUGGUGUUGUCGUCAUGUCUCUAUGGAAGGGAAUUUUGGAAGAAAAUGUUCUGAACGGAUCAAGAACUUGCGGUUUCAUUACUUCAGUGACCAUGAAUUUGAGAAAAUACUGAUAAAUAGUGGAUAUUACGAUCAAGACGACAACGACUAUGAAAAUUUUGGGCUUGAAUAUAUAGAAGAUUGA